Drosophila ananassae is the source of this 3684-nucleotide messenger RNA. It is a transcript of the gene Eph, whose product is annotated as ephrin type-B receptor 3. Gene Ontology annotation, cellular component: neuron projection; plasma membrane. Gene Ontology annotation, molecular function: ATP binding; protein binding; transmembrane-ephrin receptor activity. The transcript has 14 exons. Gene Ontology annotation, biological process: axon guidance; cell surface receptor protein tyrosine kinase signaling pathway; protein phosphorylation. Lineage: Eukaryota; Metazoa; Arthropoda; Insecta; Diptera; Drosophilidae. Bases 272 to 3529 code for a protein of 1085 amino acids. The record is from RefSeq and is a predicted model, not a curated record.
CAUCGAUAUUUCUCCACCUUUACCUAAUACAUACAUUUAUACCAUGUAUUUGUGAUGAAUUUGCUGGUGGUGUUAUCAUUCAAAUAAUUCAAUGAGUAAUGUAAAUCAUUUAAAUUUCCAAAGAAAACAUGAAAAUCAUAGCUAAUACUUGAAUAUUGACAUCUAAUGCUGCUGAGACAAGACAAGGGACUCGUCAAAUGAAUUUUCCGUUAAAAUAUAUACGUAUAAAAAAUCUACAAGGAAAAAAUUGUUUGAUAUAUUAGAUUCAAAAAUGGAAUCUACUCUCUGCACUAGUCAAGGUGGAGGACAAAAAAUCUGUUCCACAUUUUAUCCUAAAAGAGAUUUGUGUAUCGAAAAGGAUCUUCUGAGAAAAAUACAAUUUGCGCCCACUUCUGAAAAACCAUUAGUUGCCCAAAAGGAACAUCAGUUUGCAUCAAGGACAUCUCGGUUGUUAAUAAUUUGGUUUAUUGUGUUAACGAUUCAUUUUCGAUAUGCACGAGCUGAUCAAGUUGUUUUGUUGGAUACAACACGAGAAGCUACUUUAGAAUGGACCAGAUAUCCAUAUGGCCCGCAAGCACAAACUCCUGGGUGGGUCGAGGAGUCAUUCACUGAUUUUGUAAAAGGCAUUAACUGGAGAAGCUACGUCGUUUGUGAUGUCGCAUAUCACAAUGUCAACAACUGGCUUUGGUCACCGUUUAUUGAUCGUGGACCUGCAAAUCGACUUUACAUUGAAAUUCAAUUCACAAUACGCGAUUGUUCUUUAUUUCCAGGAAAUGCUUUAUCAUGUAAGGAAACUUUUAGCUUACUUUUUUAUGAAUUUGAUGCUGCAACUAGAGAACCACCCCCAUGGCAAACCGACAGUUACAAAUUGAUCGCACGAAUCGCAGCUGGAGAAGGACGAUUUAAUCAAAACUCCGAUGUAGAUAUUAAUACGGAAGUAAAAAGUAUAGCAGUAAAUAAAAAGGGUGUUUAUUUUGCUUUUCGAGAUCAAGGCGCUUGUAUUAGCGUAUUAGCUGUAAAGGUGUAUUACAUUACGUGCCCAGCUGUGACUGAAAACUUUGCUCAUUUUAAUGAAACACCAACUGGUAGAGAAAUAACAAUUAUUGAGAAACAAAAUGGAACUUGUGUCAAAAACGCUGAACCUUAUGAACACCCAACAUAUUUAUGCAAAGGCGAUGGUAAAUGGACCAUUUUAACAGGAGGCUGUAGGUGCAGAGGCGGCUACGAACCAAAUUUAUUAAACAACACGUGCACUGAAUGUGCAAUUGGGACUUUCAAAUCGGCCGAUGUGAUGAAAUGUACUCCAUGCCCGCCUAAUUCAAAUACUUCGAAACCUGGAUCUGCAUUUUGUAAAUGCUUGCCUGGAUAUUUCAGGAAUCCACGCGAUCAAAAACACAUGCCCUGUUACAGUCCUCCACCUGCUCCCAAAAAUCUUACUCUACUUUUUAUUGAUCAAACAAGUGCCAUUAUUUCUUGGACUGCUCCAAAAAAAAAUGAAUUCCAGUUAACUGAUGACCAAACCAAAAAAUAUCACAGCGAUAUUGUUUAUAAACUACUAUGCAAAAUGUGCAACUCGAAUGUAAUGUAUAAUCCCGCAAGUGAUACAUUUACUGAAACAAAAGUAACCCUUUCAAAUCUGGAACCUUCAACUAUUUAUACAGUUCAGAUUCAUUCGACUCAUGGGGUGUCCCAUUUUAUUAGUAACUCAAGCGAUUUUGUGCUUAACGAUCAUUCAUUCACUAAUGCAUCUUCUGUAAAUACACUUUUAGAUUUAAAUGAGAUAAAGACAGAGUAUGAAGAAAUUGUAUUUACAACUGAAUCUGUUCAGCUUACCACUUCAUUUAAUUUACGCAUAUUGUCUAUAACUAACAACAAUGCCAAUCUUGCGUGGGAUAAGCCUGUACAUAGUGAUUUUCCUUUGGAGUUUUAUGAAAUACGUUGGUUUCCAAAACAUGAUCUAGAUGCCAAUAAUAAAUCGUCUUUAAGUACCAAGGAGACAAAAGCCCAAAUAGAAGACUUGCAAGAAAAUACCGAAUAUGGAUUUCAAGUACGUUGUAAAACUUUAAAUGGAUAUGGAUCUUACAGUAGCAUAAUCUAUGCCAAAACUUCUCACCCAAUAAAUUCAGGUUACGAUGAUUCUGACCAAGUGCGCUUUAUUGCUGGUGCCAUAGUGACUGGAGUCUUAUUUUUGGUCAUCUUUAUAGUCGCAACAGUAUAUUUUAUGCGAUCCAAGCAUCAAGAUGAAAUUGACAAAAAAUCUGGAAAUCAUUUGCCAUUACCUUUAGACUAUGCCAGCAAUGAAGUUAAUACUAUGGAUACUACUCCAAUUGUCAAGACCCUUCAUUUAAACGUAACAACGCCAUUGUUUGGGCAUAACAGAAGCUACGUCGAUCCACAUACAUAUGAAGACCCAAAUCAGGCAAUAAAAGAGUUCGCUCGUGAAAUUGAUGCGAACUAUAUUACUAUAGAAGCUAUUAUUGGUGGAGGUGAAUUUGGAGAUGUUUGCCGUGGUCGUCUAAAAAUUCCGCCUAAUUUUGUACAGGACAUUGACGUUGCCAUAAAGACUUUAAAACCAGGAUCUUCAGAAAAAGCACGCUGCGACUUUUUAACUGAGGCUUCUAUUAUGGGGCAAUUUGACCAUCCUAAUGUUAUUUAUUUGCAAGGGGUUGUAACUAGAUCCAAUCCAGUUAUGAUCAUAACUGAGUACAUGGAAAAUGGUAGCUUGGAUACAUUUUUACGCGUAAACGAUGGAAAAUUUCAAACUUUACAAUUGAUUAUAAUGCUUCGAGGAAUUUCCAGUGGUAUGGCUUAUCUUAGUGAUAUGAAUUACGUUCAUAGAGACUUAGCCGCCCGAAACGUACUCGUGAAUUCACUAUUAAUUUGUAAAAUUGCGGAUUUUGGACUGUCACGAGAAAUUGAGAAUGCCAGUGAUGCCUACACCACAAGAGGCGGUAAGAUUCCAGUUCGCUGGACAGCCCCAGAAGCCAUAGCUUUCAGAAAGUUCACAUCGGCUUCCGAUGUGUGGUCUUAUGGAGUGGUGUUAUGGGAAGUCAUGUCGUAUGGGGAGCGCCCAUAUUGGAACUGGUCAAAUCAGGAUGUAAUAAAAAGCAUCGAGAAGGGAUAUAGAUUGCCAGCUCCAAUGGAUUGCCCUGAAGCUUUAUACCAGCUAAUGCUGGAUUGUUGGCAAAAACAGCGAACUCAUCGUCCAACGUUUGCCAGUAUUGUGUCAACCCUUGAUAACUUGGCAAGACAACCGCAAUCCUUACUGACAACGCGUAACUCUCCCGAAUCAGACAAUACACAUAUAUUAGAUGCGCAACGUGGUCAAAAUGUAUUUAUAAGCACCGAUUUAUGGUUGGAACAUAUUAAAAUGUCAAGAUAUUGUCAGCAUUUUAAGGACGCUAAUUUAAUAAAUGCCCAACAGAUUUCCCGGCUUACCGCUCAACAGCUAUCAGAUAUGGGCAUAACUUUAGUGGGACACCAGAAAAAAAUUUUACAUCAAGCCCGGCAACUGGACACUAUUAUCUGAGGGGCUCCCAAAUAGUAUUAAAAUAUUUUUAAAAUGUAUAUAUAUAAAACAUAAAAUAUAAUGCUAUUAUAGUAAUAUACAAAAUGGGUAUUAAAAGUCGUGUAAGAUAAAACAAAACAAAAAAAAUAAAAAAAAUAUUUUAGUUUCUUAAAAAA